This is a messenger RNA of Diuraphis noxia (Russian wheat aphid), 8574 nucleotides long. RefSeq lists its product as uncharacterized. The record is from RefSeq and is a predicted model, not a curated record. Lineage: Eukaryota; Metazoa; Arthropoda; Insecta; Hemiptera; Aphididae.
UGUGAUAUCAGAUACCAAUCACUCGCCGACUUUAUCAGGUUAGCAGUUAGAUGCGGAAAGCGGCUGCAGAGUCGGCGACGUGGUUAUCAAUCGCUACUGUUAUCAAUUACGGUGUUGACCUACAUACCUUAAAAUAUAUAAUUAUUAUUAUUAUUAUUCGUUACUCCGUUCUUAUCAUCGCCGAAUACCGAUUGACGGACAGAUCACAGAUGGACCAUGAAAACUGCUGAUCACAGGACGAGCACGGAGCAGUCUCUCUCGCGGUUUGGAGCGUAAAAUCUAAAAAGAAACUCCGUGACGGUCACGACCAAACACAAUGAUCUUGUAAAUCGUCGUGGCGGUAAUAACAACGAAAUUGUUGUUUGUUUAUUUGCUUUACGAGCCGACAAGGACAACGGUGGCGGCGACGGCGACAGUGACGAUGAGUCGUACAAACAAACCGGUCAACAAAAGCCAUGUUAUGCACACAAGACUUAACGACGGUGCCUUUACCGAGGCUAGACAACGAAUAUCGGUCAUCACCUGGGGUACGCCGAUUUUCGUUGCUCAGGCCUCCACCGGAGCUACUUCCGUUGCAGACAAGACGGGUUGCGAAUCGACCUCCACCCGCACUGAACCGAAUAUUACCACAACAACUAGUAAACCAGGUUCCUCAGAGAUCAACGUUUCGGCCACUUCCUGCACUGCACCGGUUACCUGCAGGAUUUUCACUGACACCACCACAACCGACACAACCUCCGACACAACCACCGACACAACCACCGACACAGCCACCGACACAGCCACCGACACAGCCACCGACACAACCACCGACAUAGUAAGUAUGCCUAUACCAUUUUUUCACCGUAACGAUGAACUUUGGGGCGAUGACGAAGAGCGAGAACGUAGACAGCAGAGAUUCCCUUUGAUAUAUCUAGAUGACUUUGUGCGAAUGGAAGAAAACGAUUACCGCCGUCGAUACGGUCUCCGUGUCAUACAAGGACGACCCUGGUUACUCCGGGGUGCGGGUCAAGGUCCGUUUGAAUUAUAUGAAAGAGGAGAAGAGCUUUACACCCCGCUAUUUACUGUUAUGUUGGUGCCAUCCAACCUUGAGAACCCCAACGAGGAACUCGAAUUCAUGCAUGGCGAUCCGCUUGAUCCAAACCGUAGCCUACCACUUGAUAUGCAUGCCAACAACACCGCAACUAUGUUGUAUGAACGCAUUCUCCAAAUGGAAAAUUUGAUCAUCAAUGACCAAGAAACCAUGGACGCGAUACGAAGGUUGCGAAACACGCUAUCCGCUCAGGACUCUUUCAACUGGAUCUCGUUGAUAGUAAUAAUAGCUACGAUGCGCCCUCAUCCGAAUGACCAGCCCAUGGUUCGGUUCAAUCCUGGCAGGUUGUCGGUGAAUCGAGCAGCGCGUAUGUUAGUGGGCUCCCGUGGUCUAGUACAUGGUUGGUCUGGUGUCAUGCCAAACAUAAUUAACGCAUUACAACAACAUGGUGACGUUUCGUCGUUUAUAUGGUCACAUGAAUGUUCUAUCGAUUCCGAAACGGAUGGAGACAGUUCGUUUGACUCAGAUUCCGUCGGUUACGAAAGUGGCAGCUGGAAAAGCGGGCCGCGUGGUGUGGCCCGUGGUCGUCCGCCCGUCACCGGUGUGUCAUCGUUGAGCGAGACAUCCAGCAUGAUGGCCAGUGACGACGGCUAUGUACAUCAGACKGACACGGUAGAUGACUCCGAUGACGCGAACGGAUCUUUCAGACUUAAAAGAUUCAAGGGCUACAUGAAACGUUCAGCCAUUGAACGACGCGAGCGACGAGCCAUGAGGAGAGCUAGACGCGAGACGCGUAACAAUUACGACUGGCAACGCCGACUGGAAGACCCUGCCUAUGACAUGGAGGCUAGACGUGCUGAAAUACUAGCCGCCGAGAGUAAGCGCAACGAGAGUCGUGCCCAAGAAUUGUUAAACGCCGAACGGAAAACGGAACGCGUCUUGCACUGGUGUCAGACUCAGCAAGGCAUAAUGGCCGGCAUGGAUAGCCAGUUGUCUCUCAGCGAUGAAUUAGUGGACUACCGGCUGAAUGACUUGAGACAGUCACUUUGUGAACAGGUUUCUCAUACUUGGAAGCAGUUUUAUGGUGAUCAAAUGGCCACUGAAGCGACACCCGACGAGAUGGAUCAAUUGGUAUUWUACUGCUGGAUGAUACCGGUCCGGUGGAUUCGUCAAACUGGCCCCAAUUGUGGGUUGGCAGUACUUGCUAUGGCAGCACGUCCAAUACUAACUUGUGAGGCAGCGAUGGGCAUUGCUCGUGAUUAUGGUGAUACCUACAAUGGAUUAGAAGAUAUUGACGAUUUAAAUGAGGUAGUGAAAAAAGCCAUUUUGGAGGCCACAGAAAAAGAGCGGCGAAAGGCUUUACACUCUACAAACUGCACACUCAAUCCUCCAGAUAUCGACGUACCUAAUUUAGCGGAUAUACAAAAGGAGGCUAUAAGAUCAGGAUACUCGGGCCGUGGUGAAAUGUUUAGCACUCAGGCUAUGGUCAAUUUAGCUAAGACUCACCAAACCGGACGAUAUAAUGUGACGUUGGUAAAGCGUGAUUUAUUGGAUAUGACAGACGAUACUAAUAAAGAAGACGUUGGUACUGAAUCUGAAAUAUUAAGAUCUGAGGUAGAAAACGAAUGUGUAGGGCCAGCUGAUUUCAACACGGAUGGUGAAAUUAACGAAUUAGAUCAUUUUGAUCUGCAUACAAAGACGUCUGACAACGUAAAUUUACAACCAUCGUCAUCGGAACUGACCGUGGUCCAGCGUCUGAUGCGUGGUCACUUGAUUGCUGUAUGUUUUGAUUGUGAUAGAAGUAUGAUGCCAUCCUUGACAAAUGGUGGAAGCACCGCACAUUGGGCACUUUUAUGUGGUAUUAUCAUAGCAAAACCUCAUAAAACACAAGAAAAAAAAAUUGAGCAACCCGACGAUGAGUUAUCUGAUGAAGAUUUGUUAAAAUAUGGAUAUCUAUAUGCAUAUGAUCCGAAUAUGACCGAGUUUAUCCCGAAUGGUUAUAUUGAUAGAAGAGUGAUAGACAUUGACAAUCCUAUUGGUAGAGUAACUAUCCAAUCAAAUCGAAGUCAUAUGGAAAAUAUAAAUGUUCACGAUUCUGGUUUAGUUGAAGAAGAUUAUGAUGAUACAAAACAAAAUAUUACUGAGGAAACAAAUUAUAACAAUUAUUAUGACAUAUCUGAUUUGGAUUUGAAUCGAGAUGCUGAUCGUGUGUGGGUAAUUGCCCGACAUGGAAAAAUAGGCAAUCGAUAUGCUGUGUGGUCUCUUAAAGAGCUUGCUAAAAGUAACUAUCAGUUACGUACGCCUGCAGAUAAGAUUAUGCGUAGCAUCUCGUCUGAAAUAAAAAUGUUAUGGGACAACAAACAACCUUCUAUUGGUUGCAAUAUUGCCAAUUUAGUCAUGGAGAAAUCGGAAUCUAUUUUGAUUGCUAAUAAUGAUGACAGUAAAACUUAUUGUAACUUAGAUCCAACUGAAACUGACAAAAAGUUUCAACGAUCGGAGACACCUAUCGCCGGAUUACCGGUCGAACCUUGGCUGGGAGAAAAUAUUAUGGUCGAAAAGAAUCCAGUUUCAAAACAGAUACAAGAGGUGGAAUCAUCACCACCUCUAACGAUAACACCAAAACCACCGUCGCCACAUCUUAUACCACUACCUCCAACAGAACAACCCUCUCCACCACCUCUACCAACAUCUCCACCACCACAACCGCCAACUCCACCACCACCACCACCGCCACCAACACAACCUAUACUACCGCCACCACCACCAGUUUCAUCAAAAAACAUGUAUGAUGACAUCAAUGAACCACCGUUUGUGUUACCGGAAGGACCUAGGCUCGAUCGGUGUUUGGCUCAUCAGUAUAUUUCAUUUGAGCCAGUUCGGGCGCCGACCAUAGUAUCCGAUGCAGAUAAUAAACAAACAUUUAAUCCAUUGUCUACGCUCCAAUGCCACUUUUCAUUUAAAAUGAAACAGGAUUUAAAAGAUUUGGAUCUGACCAUAAAUACCACAGAUCGCUGGUCAAGGCAACACCGUGACCGUCGCCCGCCUUCAGUUUCAUCUUCAGAAAGUAGUACGUCACCGGAUCGGCAAAUAUCUGGUCCAGUGAACCAAAUGGUAAAUCCAGAAGAAAUUCAAUGGCGUCGAGAAGAACAUUCUGGUCAAUUAAAAUCAACGAAGCAAAUAAUUCAAUCCCAAAUGGAUAUAAACUGGCUUAUGGAAAAAAAACGACAGCAGCCACGGGUUUUCUCUGAAUCAGAUCAUCUUGAACGAAUUAAAUAUUUAUCGCGUGACCCACAGUCUGAAUUACUCCAGAAACUACAACUAAUACCGUCCAAGUUGUCAAAUGCUAUGCGUUUGAUGACUCAAAGAAGACUACAGUUGCACAAAACUGAAGAACACCGGUCUUAGAUACUAUAAAAAAACGAAAAUCUAUCCUCAACAAUCUAACCGAAAUCCUGACAUCCAACGACACCAAGUCCCAUUUUCAAUAGGUGGUUCGUCUUCAACAUCGUUUUGAGUUCAACUAGUCGCUAAAUGUUUUUGCACACUUGGACAACGUCUUACUAGAUCACUUACUUACCAAAACACAUUUUACACAUCAUCUGAAAUUUCGAUGUACGUAGGUACAUAGUAACUUCAGUGGAUUAAUUAUGACAAACAACUUUUAGUAAGUAACAAAAAAUGGUGCAUGCAUUUUCAUAGUUUAUUUUAUAUCUGCUUUCCUAAAUUGUAUAAUUUAUUUAUUGAAAUGUAGAGUUAAUUUUUGAUUGCCAAUAUUAAUAAUCAAUAUGGUAUAACUAUAGGAUUAUAUAAUACUGUUAUUAUAGUUUUGUAGUAUAUUGUAUGAUACACAUAUCUAGGGAUGGCCUAACUUACUUAGACUUUAGAUCGAAUUGUGAAUUUUGAUUAAGUUUUAUUUGUACCUUAUAUGUCACUUAAAAAUAUCCCUAUUCGUUCUCCUUUAAAUAAUUUUCAGAUUCGUCCCUGUAUUUGACCGGUCCCAAAAAACUAGUAUUGUAAUAAGUAAUGUACUAUAACGAUAUAAAUAUAUUGAAUAUUGAUUAUGUAAUUUAUCUUGAAGAAAAUAAGUAAUUUCGUAUUGCUAAAUUAUUGUUAAUUAUAUCUUAUUGUUAUAGAUUAAAGCGUAGACUUACCAAUUCUAAAAACUAAAAUUCAUCAUAAUGUAACUCAUUUCAUUUUGAACGAUGAAAUCAUUAUUUAGAUACUAAUUUUUAAUAACACUAAUAUUGAAACUAUGCAAUUUCUUAUCUUUCGUUGAGCAGUCGAUUAUUCAAGUGAUAAAUAAUAAUAUUAUUGGUAGGUACAUCAGUGCCGCCGACGCGAGACGAGUAAAUUAAAUUAUUUAUGUAUAUMAUAAAUGCAUAACUAUAUUAUGAACAAAAUCUGAAAUCUUAUAUGUCUUUGAUAAGCUAAUCUUUCGGAUUACCUAUCGUAUUAAUACACGGCAACACAAUUUCAAAUUAGUGAAAUAUGUUUGGUUUAUUUUGUGUUCUAUGGAUUUUGUUUUUUCACUACAAACUCAUGUUUUAUUUACAAACUCAAAAUAAUUUUUCCCUUUCAUUUUGUAUAUUGUGUAUUAGGUACAUUAUGUGGUUAUAAAAUAGUUUUCAUGAUCACGUAAUAAUAACACACACCUAUUACGAUUAUUUACAGAUUUUUAUUGGUCAUUUAAAAAAUAUAAGAAUAAUUUAUUUGUACGAAAUCGUUAAUUAUUUGACAUAUAUUUGACUGUAUUAUAAUAAUAUUACAACCUAUCAUAUUAAUAAUAACUUAAGUGAAGUGAAGUUGUAAAGUUUAAGAACUUUCAUUGACUCAUUUAUGUAUACUCUGCCCAAAUUAAGAAACGUAGUCGGCGGCGACCAGUAUUCAUCGGGMUGUAGUCAGGCAACACCCUACUCUGUCAAUUAUCUGUAUAACUUCUGAUAUUGCCUAUUGCCAUGCUCUGCUCACACAUCGGCCGACGACUACAGACGUUUCAUAACUUGAACAGACUAUAAGAAUGUCUAAAUUAUAGGAUUCAAUACAUUUAUAGUUUAUUGCGCGUUCAUCAAAUAAUAAAAAUUUCGUUUAUCAUAAUUAUUAUUUUAAAAUCUACUACCUAUUAAACAUAGUUUGGGUUUUAAAAAAAAUCACUUUACUAUCACAAUUUUAAUAAUAUUUUUUAAGAAAGUUAAUUAAGAAUCAAAAUAAUAUUAUAAAAAAUAGUUGAAAAAACCACAAACACGAUUGAAUUGUGAUCGUGCAUGUGUGUAUACAAUCUUAACUGAUUGAAUAUCUAUAUGUCAUCUAUAACUCUAUAAGGUUACCUACUUGUUGAAGAUCGUAUGAUAUUAACAUAAUAAAACGUUUUUUUUAAAAAUAAAUUUGUGUUAGUUUUUUUUUACUGACUAAUGAUAUCAGCACCCUUCAAGAAGUUAAUCAGAUUUGGACACUUAAAUUGUGUAUGAUAUAUAAUAUAUUAUGCAAUACCGUAACUGCCAGGGCUGAAACACGAUUGAGCAUAAAACACCUUUUUUGCGACACUAUUGAGCAAAAUUGUCGGCGUAUCAAAGGAAAUUAAAAUACAAAAGAAAACCUACAAUGAUGUUAGCAGGAUGUAUUUUUAUGGAUUUAUUUUGAAUAGAUAUGAUCUUAGUCAACKUUUCGGCUUGUGUUUCGAUUAAGACCUUAACGACUGCAUGGACAUGAGGAUGAGGUGAAUAAAAUUGCGAAUUAUACGCGCGAUGAAAGUUUUCGGCUGCAUAAUUGGUCGUUCUAAAAAAUUAAAUAAAAUAGAAAUUAAUAAAAAAGUUUUUAUAUUAAUUUUUAAAAAUAUUGUAAAAACCUUGGGUUUGGCGAAGGAAUUUCAGCCCAAAUAUUUGGUGGAAAUUGGCAGUGAUUUUCAAUAUAGUUGUGUAGAACUUAGUCAGAAAAUAUAAAACCGUAAUCAUUUGGACAUAUUAUUUAUAUUAAUAUAUAUUAAGACACACAUUAAUUCGUGAAAUUCAUCAACAACUUCUUCUGGGUAAAUAAAUGCCAAACCAAAAAACAAUUUUCAACCAUUUCCCUAAUUCAUUACUGUUGUCCAUGUAUGCUAUUCUAAGAGAAGGUUCGCUAAGAAUUUACAAACAAAUUAUUAUAUUUUAUUAAAGAAAAGUAAUAUAUUAUAAUAUACAAUGCAGAUAAUUUAUAAAAUACUAUAAUAAUAUAGUAAUAAUUAUUUCUUACUUCUCUCCACCAUGAUUGUCCCAAAUUAAAUCUACAUCCAAUUAUUUUAAUAUUUCCAAAUACGUCUAUGAUUGCUUGAUGAGCUCCAAUUUCAAAAUCAACAUGAAAUAAAUAAAUUUGCAAAUUUUUUCCGCAUAAUAAUAAACAUAAAUUAUUUAAAAAUUGCCACAUUUUAAUAUAGUAGACCUAGUUUUAUUUUGUAAAAAAUGUAAACAAGUGGUAAGUAGUACCUAUCCAUUUUUAUAUCCAUGUAUUGUAUACAAUUGAAUAAAACAUUUUGGUUUAUCAUACAUUGCUUUCCGUACAUUUUUUACAUUUUGUCUAAUUAAAUUUGAUGUUGAAGAUGAAUUUAAAAGUUCGGURCGAAUAAUUUUAAUUGGCCGUGURGARAUUGAUUCUUCAGCUUUUCUUUUGCAAUUUUCUCUCAAAAUUUGUUGUUCUAUUUUUUCAAUUGAAUUUUGGUCAUGAUUAUGUUGUCCAGAAGUUUCAAUUAUUUUUACGUUUAUCUAAACCGGAAAAAAUUAUUGCUAAACAUUUAUUGUUUGUACAACUCCAUCUUAAGAGAUUAUCUUUUUUUUUCUUUCUCCAAUUAAUUUAUAUUUGUAUAAAYUUACUAGGGCCAAUUUUUUGCCUUUUUCUGAUAAAAUGAUAGUUAUAUUGUUGUUUAAAACCAUAUUUAAUAAAAAAUAGAAAACUAUACGCACUUACCUAUAUGAAAUGCACUUUAUGUGACACGACUAUAUGUGAUCGAACACUGAUAUUAUUUCUAUAAUAAUUUUGGAAUCGUAUCUUAAUUAUCUUACUUAUUUCCCCCCAAUACUAUAAAUGUUUAAAACACUUUAGAAAUUUAUUGCUCCGGAACUAAUUUAUUAAUCGAUAACAUUGUCGAUAAAGUUGGUCUCGGCUCACGGCUUGAGUCUGAUAUCAUCAUAAUAAUUGUGCUUAAUAAUAAUACGUCAAAAUAAUAAAUUACAAAAUUUUGGCAACAUCGCAUAAAAUAUUCUAUGCUCAAUCGUGUUGCUAAAAAGGUAUAUGCUCAAUCGUGCUUUACCGGUAGGCUGGUAACCAGGACUUUUUCGGCAGGGGGCUAUAGUAUUUUAUUGUUAGGAGUUCUAGCUGAGUUCUGGAAUACUACCGGUUUUACUGGGUACAAUAAAUUUGAUAUUUAGGUUGGGGGGAUUAGAUUAAGCCCUUAAUAUGCUCCCCCCCUUUGCUACGACACUGAUAUUAAGUAGUUCGCGGCUAGUUUUUAAUUCUUAUUAUCACGUAAUGAAAAUAUAAUAAUACGAUUAUAAAUAAUUAUGUCAUUUAAUUUA